This is a messenger RNA of Marchantia polymorpha subsp. ruderalis, 1721 nucleotides long. The record is from the annotation of a GenBank genome assembly. NCBI's taxonomy places the organism in Eukaryota, Viridiplantae, Streptophyta, Marchantiopsida, Marchantiales, Marchantiaceae.
GGAAUUCGUUUUUAAGAUUGAUCGAUGUACUACACGGAUCACGAAUGGGUUGUAAAUAUCCCAACAGCAUCAAACAUUCGUUUCACUGUCAAAGUUCUCUUUUCUUCUGGAUCUAAUCUGAAAUGUGGCUGCAUAAGAAGAGAACAGCAAUUCUUCCGGCCAUUGGGCAGCAAGGCAAUGGUAUAAGUACAUGAUGUUCUUCAGAUUGAGUCCUUCUGAUCACUUUCGUAAGUCCGUAGUAUAUAACUGACUAACAGUAAAUUGAAUUUGCUGAGAUGGGGAAGAGAGAAAAGAUAGUUCCUUAGUUCAGGACGGCCAGCCAGAUGAACAUACCUUGACCCGAGCUCCAGGACCGCCGUUAGUGGGGAAGAGGACGAGUCAGAGAGAAACAGGAUUGUGAUAUCUGACCCUUGUUUUGAAUCGAGAAUUUAUUAAAUGCACUAUGUAGUUCAUCCUGUGAAUAGUUUUAGGCGCGCACGGUUUUCCAUAUUUGAUCAUAUUAUUCGUACGAUAGUCUCAUUGAUUGGAACCACGGUGGACUAUGCUCAUGCGCAUCCCCUGGCCCUUUCAAGCAAUAGGUGUGCAGUGGUCGUGGUCGUAAUUUCCGUGCCUUUGACGCCAAAGAUGGCUGAUGCUGACCACGGUCUUUUCAUUGACCUGAAACUCGUCCCUCAAUCGUGCGUAGACUAUGAUAUAAACGUGGAUUGAUUAUAAAAUUGUCACUCGCUUGAUGAUCAGGCAAUUCGGGAACAGGCUUCUUUGGAGGUCAAGAACUUCAGUCUACCGCGUGAAUUUUCAAUUUAAGAGCAGAGUGAAAUGAGUUUUAAAGUGAUUUAUCCGAAGUGCAAUGCUAUCUAUCUUGAAUCUGCCUUUAUCUUACGUUGAUUGUGGUAAUAGAUGUGCUGGAGCUUGUUCAUGAUAGCUGUUCUUUGGGGUUCAAAUUCUUCAGUCCUGAGCUUAUUGACACAACCUUAGGAUAAUCUGGAAUGGUAGUGAAUGGUAUGGAAACCGUGCCACUCACAACGAUGAAGAAUGACAUUCAAAUGUGGACCGGUAAGUCCAUUUUAUUUUCUCCCAAAUGAACUGACUGACAUCUACAGUCUGUGUGCAAGGGUUGCGUCUCACGAUGAGAGAGAAGAGGUACUCCGUGGAUUAAAUACAGGUUGUCUCGAAAGUACAAAUAUGACAAAUAUCUCUCCCGCUUAGCGAUGAGGAGCAAUCGAAACUUGAGCCAGCGUCAGCCGUCCCGUUGUGAGAGGACACCGAAUCACAAACAGUGCUGCGAGUGCUAGAGGUUUAUUGGAGCAGAUUGCAGCUUUGUACACAGGUGCAGAUUAUCUCGCACAUUCGAUGGAUGUUAUAUGCAGCAUUCGAACAGGUAGCAGAUUGCAAUAUUUCGUCAUGUCCAGCAGUAUACUUCGGAGCUUGGAGAAGAUGCCUCAGACAGGAGCUUUCCCCACUGACUUCUGGCCCAAGCUUCCGAAAGGUAAGUCAUUCCGAAGAGUAUUCUCUCCCAUUUCCAUUCCCAAUUCAUGCAGGCUUCACAAUCCGAGUGUUGAAUUUAUGUGAACGCUUUUGAGAGUCCAGAUCCACAGAUCAGCAGGCAGUAGGCAGAGCGUACAUUGGAGAUUUGACAGGACACUCAAUCAAGGAGGUAGAAAGUUCACUCCACAAGGACCCUCGGCACCUUGCUACUUUCAGUUGAUGUGUUUUUCCUAACG